This is a messenger RNA of Vigna radiata var. radiata (mung bean), 1153 nucleotides long. RefSeq lists its product as uncharacterized. The transcript has a single exon. The coding region runs from base 120 to 680 and encodes 186 amino acids. NCBI's taxonomy places the organism in Eukaryota, Viridiplantae, Streptophyta, Magnoliopsida, Fabales, Fabaceae. The record is from RefSeq and is a predicted model, not a curated record.
ACUUAUAAAUAGAAUCCUUCGACCUACACAGCUGAGGUACAUGCAUAUGAAUAUCAAUUCUUGAACCACGUUUAGCACAGUCGAGUUCAAACAGAUAUCCUUCAGUAGCAGUUAGCAAUAUGGCACCGAAUGGAGAGUGUUUGCCUAGUUCAUUCUCUAGAAACAGCAGCAUGUGCAAACCUCCGAGGCUUUCAUCUGAUCACAUUCAAAGAACGAUCUCAGACAUCUCUUUUGAGCUAACGAAGGAAGGGAUUGAUCUGUCACUGGCACCUAUAACUGAGGUUAUGGAUGCCAAGUGUGAGUGCUGUGGAAUGUGCGAGGAGUUCACUCCUGAGUACAUAGAGCGUGUGCGUGAGAAGUUCUUGGGGAAGUGGGUGUGUGGUUUGUGUAGUGAGGCAGUGAAGGAAGAGCUUGAGAAAAAUGGUGGGAAGAAGGAAGAGGCAUUGAGUUCACACAUGAGUGCAUGUGUGAGGUUCAACAAAUAUGGAAGGGCUUUCCCAGUUCUUUUCCAAGCUGAGGCCAUGAAAGAGAUGCUGAAAAAGAACAAAAUGGAAGGAAGAAGAAGGACUAAGUCCUUCAACCCAAGGGAGAAAGGAGGACAAAACAAAGGAGGCAUUGCUAGAAGUUCAAGCUGCAUUCCAGCAAUCACAAGAGAGAUCAAUAGUCUUCCAAUGUGUUAAGAGUCACAAAACCAACUUAUAAAAUAAGAUUUCCAUCUACUUAUAUAUUAUAAAUCGGUCUUAUAUGAUUAACAUGAACUUCCAACACAAUGGCGAGUUAGUUUCUAAUAACCCUUUAUUAGUACUAUUCUGAAGAUUCAUUGUUCAUUACUUAUUUCUGUCUGAAGGGAACAUGGUUUUGUAUCUAUAAUUGUUUUUCCUACUGGCUAGUGACUGUUCCAAGUUCUGGGGGAAGAACAUGGCCUUAUGUUUUGAUGCAAAAGAUUAAAGGCCAAGUUGUGUUCUUUUGAGUAUAAGGUUUUCUGGGUAACCUCUCACAGCAUUCUGGUUUUUGGAAGCAAGUUCUUCUCAAUUGACUUCUUGUCUGUGUUUUUUUCAGCUGUGAGGGUUGUGCCUGGUUUUUGGUCAGUGGCUAUUCUUGUUUGAAUCAUUCAGUCUAAUGUAUUCUCCUGUUUUCAGGAUCAUUCAUGAAU